Neurospora crassa OR74A is the source of this 1318-nucleotide messenger RNA. RefSeq lists its product as hypothetical. The transcript has 3 exons. NCBI's taxonomy places the organism in Eukaryota, Fungi, Ascomycota, Sordariomycetes, Sordariales, Sordariaceae. The coding region runs from base 377 to 1189 and encodes 270 amino acids. Gene Ontology annotation, biological process: mycotoxin biosynthetic process. The record is from RefSeq and is a predicted model, not a curated record.
CCUCAUACAUACCUCUAGCAUUCAACACUGGUCCCUCUUCCGAUACUGUGCGGUUGGUCUUCAAGCACCUAUUGACAAGGAUGAAGGAAAAGAAGGAUCAUGGAAUGCAUUGUACUUCACACAACCGCUUGCACUUUGUUUCAUCAACUUCUUUCUUUCUCAUCCCGGUUCAAGGGUACCAAACUCAUGUCAAGGGAGAAGUGCCUUGACGCAGUGCCGGCACUUUCGAUCGGUUAACACCACUCCCAUACUAUGGGCCUCUGCUUCUUCCUCUGAUACUCCUCUCCCACUCAGUUAUUGUACCUCUAGAUUUUGAUUAGCCCUGCGACAGUUGUUCAAGUUCUGUGACGAGGUUCUCAUCUCAAGAAACUCCAUCAUGGAGCCAUUGAUCACAGAUGAAAAGCCCCGAUAUGCUCGUCUGCAUGGUGAUGAUGAGAACAUUCCCGAGAAUCCAGAGGCACUAGCUCUGGUUCAGAAGUGGAAGCGAAGUUUCUACAUCCUUCUCGCGUCCUCUCUUUCCGUCAUAUUCAUUCUCUUUGGAGUCGGAAUCUACAGCAUCUUGUCAUUGCAAGAUUGUUCACCAUCAAAGCCUGGAGUUGUAAUACCGUAUUCGCCGGCCCCAGUCAAAUACGUCAACAAAUGGCUAACCGGUGACCCGGACACCAAAAAGUUCAUGGGCAAACCUCGUCCUGAACUCGACCAAGCAUGGCACGACCUCCUUGACAGCACUUUGAUCAGGUACUCUGCCGAUGAGCUCUUCCUCGCCAACAAUGCUACCUCUGUCCAGCACAAAGAUGGUGGCUUCGUCGGUGGGCUGGGUAUUUCCCAUUCGUUGCAUUGCCUUAAACGACUGAAGCAAUACAUUCACCCAGAGUACUACUACAACCAUGAGACGCAAGACUGGGACGAGCUCUACUCACACGCCGACCACUGUCUCGAGUCUUUGCGUCAGGAAAUCCUGUGUAACGCCGAUGUGAACAUCUACACAUUGAAGUGGACGCCGCACAGCCGAUUCAAGCCUACCGUAAAGGUACCGCAGCCCCAUGCCUGUGUCGACUGGGAGGCCCUCCAUGACUGGAUGAAGGGAAGACAGGCUAGGUUGGAAGACAUGGUGGGUCCGCCCGAAAGCUUGUUUGAGGGGAAAGACUCCAAGGAGAAAGCGAGUGCGAAGAGUGCGCAAGAAGGGUAAAGGAAGGGGGAUUGGGAAGCGAAAGAGGAAAGUAAAAGGGGGUGAAAUUGCGAAGACAAUGAUCGAAUAUUCUCUGGCAUAGCAAAGGCAGUUCGAACAGACACUGAACUAACCAUCUUUGAACCCGGG